Molecule: messenger RNA, 1879 nt
Organism: Drosophila ananassae
Lineage: Eukaryota; Metazoa; Arthropoda; Insecta; Diptera; Drosophilidae
Exons: 2
Coding region: 1-1521 (506 amino acids)
Source: RefSeq, a predicted model, not a curated record
AUGUCCUCAUCCGCCGCCAAUCGAGGCCUGAUCGUCGAGGGGAUUCCGCUCGGUAUGGGCCGUCAGUUUACGCCCCGACUGACCAUGAAACGGGUCUACAACACCAAGUGCUUUCGCCCGGAACGCUAUCGGCAUGAGGUGGCUAACCAUUAUCGGGACUAUAAGCUGCAACAGCAUCUCUACCAGCAGCACCACGUCGGCCCCAAUCGUCGGCGGAGGCGACGUCGUCCUUACGGAUCGGAAAGUACUCGAGUGUCCGGCACCUCAUUAGCGUCGGCAUAUGUGCAGUUCCGCGACGUAUGGCCCACCCAUGUUCACAACUUUCCCAGAUUCGACGAUACGUUUACGAGCCGGGGCCGAAGGACUGUCUGCACCACCGGCUUGCCCACUGACGAGCCAUAUAACGACGCAGUGCGUCGGAUACGUAGCUCACAGAGCUGUUCCCAGCUCCGUCAGUUGGUCCAGCGCGCCCAGUUGUCAUCCCGUAUCCGGUUAACUAACAGCGAUUGUGAAACUGGCCGGAGCAGUUGUAGUAGCCAUGGGAAGACCAGCAACCGGUGGCGAAGCCAAAGUAGUAGCCAUGCCAUCAAUUAUCAGCUAAAUAUUAAUAUUGCUGCUGCAACCACGGAAACCCAACAAAGUCCGGAGACCGCGACGGAGACGGAGAAGGAGACGAAGAACCACCAACAACCGGUUGACUUUUACGGCUAUUUGCAAUUGGCCAGUGGGUAUUAUGAGCGAGGGGUUCAGGCCAAUAUAGCGUACCUGGAAUCGAUUGGACGGAAAAAGCAACACAAACAGCAACAGCAACAGCAACAUCAACAACAACAGCGUAAUGCAAUAAAGGCACCAUUGUCGGGUUUAUUCUUGGACUCACCAACCAACCAGGCAUUGGCAAUUCCCGGCCAGAAGUUGACGGGUCGCUUGCUCACUUUACUGAAGAGUUUAAAGAGCAAGGUGAUCAAAAGAAGGGGCCAGAGUCCAGAGCCAGGGAUACGAGUGGAUAUUAGGAGUUUAAUUAAUCAAGAGGAGGAUCAGGAGGAUCAGGAGGAGGACCAAGCGGAGGAGGAGGAGGAGGACGAUCAGGAAGCCAAGGAAGAGUCUCCUCCAUUAUCGCGUGGGAAUAGCAUGUGUGAUUAUUAUGCUGAGGAGUCGAAACAAUCAUCAUCGACUAGAUAUCCAAGUUGCCAGACACUGGGCGCCACAUCAGCCACAUUGGGAGCCACGGUCGAGGCCACGGCAGUGACUCUGGAAGCGAUUGCCACACGAGUUCCAGCCCUAGGCGUUGCUGGACCGGAUCAUCGUUGUGUUUACGAAAUUAUAGAUAACCUAAGUCACCUGAGUAUCGGGGAAAGUGGUUGUCGUCCACAGCAGCAGCACCAGGAGCACCAGCAGUACCAGACCCUACCCCAGAUAACCCUCACCGAUUGUACCGCUCAACAGGUGGCGCUUUAUAGUGCCAGCUUCGAUAUCAUCCAGUUGCAGAUACCCAACGAGGCCAGACCACCGACUAGAGACUAGAGAUUUUUUAAUUUAAUUUAUAGCGGCUGUUCAGCGGCUAGUAUUUGGCGCCAAUCGAAUCGAAAUUGAAUCGAAAAAUCAACCGAUAGAACACAUUCGAGAUAGAGAGCCAAGAGUAGAGAGGGCCGGAGCUCCAGAGCUCUAGAGCUCCGUAGGCCAGAGACCAGAACAGAACGUAACGAAUCUGAAAGGCGCGCGCACGUCAGCGGAAAUCGUUUAUAUGCUAAAUACAAAUAAAUAAAAAAAAACUACAAAAAAACUACAAAAAACUACAAAAAAAUACAAAAUAGAAAAUAGGUUUUGAGCGAACAAUGGUUGUUGGUAACAAUAUUGUUGAACCUGCAGCAUUGAAAGCCAC